AAUUGUAGUUCCCUGCUGCGGUCCCAGUUACAGCGUGAAUCCCUUCGCGCGCCGCCUCCCCAAGUGCUGCCGGCAUGCUGCCCCUCCACGCUAGAGACUUGCCUGCCUCACCCGCAGAGCAGAUCUGAUGCGGUGGUUUCCUCCAAAGAAAGCGGGAUAUUCCGGUCCCUACCGCGCGCACCGCUGCUCCGUCGCGGAGCCGCUUUACUUCCGGGUGUGAUGUCUUCCCAUCUAGGACUUCCUGGGACGAGUCCCCCACCAGCCACGCCUCUGUGUCGCGCUGCGCAGGCGCCAUUGGGCAGAGGAAUUCGCAAGCUUGCAUGCCCCAGUGACACAGGCCUCGGGCCGUCUCUGACAAGUGUUCACAGGAGGUGGGGACAGCUCCGCGCGAGGGACGAGAAGCUGCGGGCCUGGGCCCGGCUAUCGCAAUGGGCAGCGGCUGCCGCAUCGAAUGCAUAUUCUUCAGCGAGUUCCACCCCACGUUGGGACCCAAGAUCACCUAUCAGGUCCCUGAAGACUUCAUCUCCCGAGAGCUGUUUGACACAGUCCAAGUGUACAUCAUCACCAAGCCAGAGCUGCAGAACAAGCUUAUCACUGUCACAGCCAUGGAAAAGAAGCUGAUCGGCUGUCCUGUGUGCAUCGAACACAAGAAGUACAGCCGCAAUGCCCUCCUCUUCAACCUGGGCUUCGUGUGUGAUGCCCAGGCCAAGACCUGUGCCCUCGAGCCCAUCGUUAAAAAGCUGGCUGGCUAUCUGACCACACUAGAGCUAGAGAGCAGCUUCGUGUCCAUGGAAGAGAGCAAGCAGAAGUUGGUGCCCAUCAUGACCAUCUUGCUGGAGGAGCUAAAUGCCUCGGGCCGGUGCACUCUGCCCAUUGAUGAGUCCAACACCAUCCACUUGAAGGUGAUUGAGCAGCGGCCAGACCCUCCAGUGGCCCAGGAGUAUGAUGUACCUGUCUUUACCAAAGACAAGGAGGAAUUCUUCAACUCGCAGUGGGACCUCACUACACAACAGAUCCUGCCCUACAUUGAUGGGUUCCGCCACGUCCAGAAGAUUUCAGCAGAGGCAGACGUGGAGCUCAACCUGGUGCGCAUUGCUAUCCAGAACCUGCUGUACUAUGGCGUUGUAACACUGGUGUCCAUCCUCCAGUACUCCAAUGUGUACUGCCCGACGCCUAAGGUCCAGGACCUGGUAGAUGACAAGUCCCUGCAGGAGGCAUGUCUAUCCUAUGUGACCAAGCAAGGGCACAAGAAGGCCAGUCUCCGGGAUGUGUUCCAGCUAUACUGCAGCCUAAGCCCUGGCACUACCGUGCGAGACCUCAUUGGCCGCCACCCCCAGCAGCUGCAGCAUGUUGACGAACGGAAGCUGAUCCAGUUCGGACUUAUGAAGAACCUCAUCAGGCGACUACAGAAAUAUCCUGUACGGGUGUCUCGGGAAGAGCAGAGCCACCCUGCCCGGCUUUAUACAGGCUGCCACAGCUAUGAUGAGAUCUGCUGCAAGACAGGCAUGAGCUACCAUGAGCUGGAUGAGCGGCUCGAAAAUGACCCCAACAUCAUCAUCUGCUGGAAGUAAGGCUGGUGGUGGCUGGAUGCGCACAUUGCUGUGGGUAGUGCCUCCUGCCAGUAGGCUUGUCAUACUGUCUAGAGGUUGACUCUUAGCUCUGUAAAUAAAGUCAUCCAUUUCAAACUA
Cebus imitator (Panamanian white-faced capuchin) is the source of this 1688-nucleotide messenger RNA. It is a transcript of the gene NPRL2, whose product is annotated as NPR2 like, GATOR1 complex subunit. The transcript has 11 exons. The record is from RefSeq and is a predicted model, not a curated record. Gene Ontology annotation, cellular component: GATOR1 complex; vacuolar membrane. Gene Ontology annotation, molecular function: GTPase activator activity. NCBI's taxonomy places the organism in Eukaryota, Metazoa, Chordata, Mammalia, Primates, Cebidae. The coding region runs from base 429 to 1571 and encodes 380 amino acids. Gene Ontology annotation, biological process: negative regulation of TORC1 signaling; cellular response to amino acid starvation; positive regulation of autophagy.